GACAUCGGAGUGACAGCAGUGAAGCAGCUCCAUGCUAAUCAGACCGCAUGGCUUGGGAAGAUAGAAAGCCUUGACAAAUGGAUGUGGGCUGACAACUUCUGCCUUCUGAUUCUGGGGGGGAUUCCCUGGCAGGUAUAUUUUCAAAGGGUUCUUUCUGCCUCUUCAGCUACCUAUGCUCAAGUCCUCUCCUUCCUGGCUGCCUUUGGUUGUAUCAUCAUGGCUAUUCCCUCCGUCCUGAUCGGAGCCAUAGGGGCUUCCACAGAUUGGAACCAGACAACCUAUGGGCCAAUUCCUCCCAUGCAGAGGGACCAGUCUGACAUGAUCCUACCGAUCGUGCUACAGCACCUGUGCCCGGCCUAUAUCUCCUUUUUUGGUCUGGGGGCAGUUUCUGCCGCAGUGAUGUCAUCCGCUGACUCAUCCAUCUUGUCGGCCAGCUCCAUGUUCGCUAGGAACAUCUACCAGCUCGCUUUUCGACAAUCGGCUUCUGACCGUGAGAUUGUGUGGGUCAUGCGGAUCACUAUUUUUGUGUUCGGGGCUCUAGCGACGGCCAUGGCUCUCCUGACUGGGACCGUCUAUGGUUUAUGGUACCUGAGCUCUGACCUGGUCUACGUCAUCAUCUUCCCCCAACUCCUAUGCGUUCUUUUCAUCCGUGCCACGAACACCUACGGCUCAGUGGCUGGAUACAUCUUUGGAUUGAUCCUGCGAGUUGGUGGAGGGGAACCAUAUCUCAAACUGCCUCCGUUCAUCUACUACCCUGGAUGGACCAUUGAGGAGAAGGUCCAUCAUGUGACCAAGGAGGUGGAAUACUUGGUGUUGCAGAGGUUUCCCUUUAAGACUACUUCCAUGCUGGCCUCGUUCCUAAGCAAUGUGGCUUUCUCAUACCUGUUUAAGUACCUGUUUGAGAGUGGCACUUUGUCGGCUAAAUAUGAUUUCUUGGAUGCAGUGGUGGCCAAGCACAGUGCCGAAAUAAUGGACAAGACCACUCUGGUGAACAAGAACAUCAUUGGGCUGAAUGAAAUGGCCCCGGUCAAGCCGAGACUUAGUGUUACUUUAGCUGCUACCUUCGCCAGGAAGGAAACCCUGACCGAAGAGGAGGACUCCAGCCCGGAGUCACCGAGUCAUGAGAAUGAGUAGAGACCCUAUGUUCAAUCUUGAGAAGACUCUCUAUUGGUUCCAUAAUGUGAAGUACAAGUCUUCACCCAAUAAGCAAAUAAAUAUCAGAUUUUAAUUAUAUACUUAAUU
Messenger RNA from Sinocyclocheilus grahami, 1242 nucleotides. Its product is annotated as high affinity choline transporter 1-like. Gene Ontology annotation, biological process: neuromuscular synaptic transmission; synaptic transmission, cholinergic; transmembrane transport. The transcript is spliced from 4 exons. The annotation marks the transcript as partial. The record is from RefSeq and is a predicted model, not a curated record. NCBI's taxonomy places the organism in Eukaryota, Metazoa, Chordata, Actinopteri, Cypriniformes, Cyprinidae. Gene Ontology annotation, molecular function: choline:sodium symporter activity. Gene Ontology annotation, cellular component: synapse; axon; dendrite.